CAGCAGAGGAGAGGGUGAUGUCACCUGCGAGUUGGUAACCUACGAGCGGCUGUGAAGGAAACUGUUUAACCGGAUCCCAUUGUACCCGGGGCGCAGAGCCGCCUUUCCAGCAUGCAGGGGCUGCUCAGAAGGACCAACUUCACUGCUCCCUGAAUGUUCUGCAAGGCUGUGAUCUCUAAUCUGUGGGCCAUCUUCAUCUAUUUCUCAAGCACCAAAUGCUGCAUCUGGCCUGUGGAUUGAGGAGGCUCAGCUAUGACAGCGGAAGUGUAGUCACUCAAGAAAUAGAACAGAAUUCAGCCAUGGCCCCAAGGAAGAGAGGUGGACGGGGGAUUUCAUUCAUCUUUUGCUGUUUCCGGAAUAAUGAUCACCCGGAAAUCACGUAUCGGCUGCGAAAUGAUAGCAACUUUGCCCUUCAGACCAUGGAGCCAGCAUUACCCAUGCCCCCUGUGGAGGAGCUGGACGUCAUGUUCAGUGAACUGGUGGAUGAACUUGAUCUCACAGACAAACACAGGGAAGCCAUGUUUGCACUUCCAGCUGAGAAGAAGUGGCAGAUAUACUGUAGCAAGAAAAAGGACCAGGAAGAAAACAAGGGUGCAACAAGUUGGCCUGAAUUCUACAUUGAUCAGCUGAACUCCAUGGCCGCUAGAAAAUCUCUGCUGGCGUUAGAGAAAGAAGAAGAGGAAGAGAGAAGUAAAACUAUAGAGAGUUUGAAGACAGCACUAAGGACAAAACCAAUGAGGUUUGUAACCAGAUUCAUCGACUUGGAUGGCCUGUCAUGUAUUCUCAACUUUCUAAAGACCAUGGACUACGAGACCUCAGAGUCUCGCAUACAUACCUCUCUCAUUGGAUGUAUCAAAGCGCUAAUGAACAACUCUCAAGGUCGGGCUCAUGUCCUGGCGCAUUCUGAGAGUAUUAAUGUCAUUGCUCAGAGUCUGAGCACAGAGAACAUUAAAACGAAGGUGGCUGUGCUGGAAAUCUUGGGCGCCGUGUGCCUGGUUCCCGGGGGCCACAAGAAGGUUCUGCAGGCCAUGCUUCACUAUCAGAAGUAUGCCAGUGAAAGGACCCGCUUCCAGACAUUAAUUAACGACUUGGAUAAAAGCACGGGGCGGUAUCGAGAUGAAGUGAGUCUGAAGACCGCCAUCAUGUCCUUCAUCAACGCAGUGCUCAGUCAAGGCGCGGGAGUGGAAAGUUUGGAUUUUAGACUUCAUCUUCGCUAUGAAUUUCUGAUGUUAGGAAUUCAACCUGUAAUAGAUAAAUUGAGGGAACAUGAAAAUUCAACAUUAGACAGGCAUUUAGAUUUUUUUGAAAUGCUCCGAAACGAAGAUGAACUAGAAUUUGCCAAAAGAUUCGAGCUGGUUCACAUAGACACAAAAAGUGCGACUCAGAUGUUUGAGCUGACCAGGAAGAGGCUGACUCAUAGUGAAGCUUACCCUCACUUCAUGUCCAUCCUGCACCACUGCCUCCAGAUGCCUUACAAGAGAAGUGGCAACACUGUUCAGUACUGGCUGCUGCUGGAUAGAAUCAUACAGCAGAUAGUUAUCCAAAAUGACAAAGGACAGGACCCUGACUCCACACCUUUGGAAAACUUUAAUAUUAAGAAUGUUGUACGGAUGCUGGUUAAUGAAAAUGAAGUUAAGCAGUGGAAAGAACAAGCAGAAAAAAUGAGAAAAGAGCACAAUGAGCUACAACAGAAAUUGGAAAAGAAAGAGAGAGAAUGUGACGCCAAGACCCAAGAGAAGGAGGAGAUGAUGCAGACCUUAAACAAAAUGAAAGAGAAGCUUGAAAAGGAGACCACUGAGCAUAAGCAAGUCAAGCAGCAGGUGGCGGAUCUCACGGCCCAGCUCCACGAGCUCAGCAGGAGGGCCGUCUGUGCUUCAGUUCCAGGGGGGCCCUCACCUGGGGCCCCAGGGGGACCCUUUCCUUCCUCUGUGCCAGGAUCUCUCCUUCCUCCCCCGCCACCCCCACCUCUACCAGGGGGAGUGCUUCCUCCUCCACCCCCACCCCUCCCUCCUGGCGGUCCUCCUCCUCCCCCCGGACCCCCUCCCCUAGGGGGAGUCAUGCCACCUCCCGGGGCUCCACUGGGUCUGACACUGAAGAAGAAAAACAUUCCUCAACCCACCAAUGCCCUGAAGUCCUUCAACUGGUCUAAGCUGCCCGAGAACAAACUGGAAGGAACUGUAUGGACUGAAAUCGAUGAUACAAAAGUCUUCAAAAUUCUAGAUCUCGAAGACCUGGAGCGAACUUUCUCUGCCUACCAAAGACAGCAGAAAGAAGCAGACGCCAUCGAUGACACACUGAGUUCCAAACUGAAAGUCAAGGAGCUGUCGGUGAUUGACGGUCGGAGGGCUCAGAACUGCAACAUCCUUCUCUCGAGAUUGAAGUUAUCCAAUGAUGAAAUCAAACGGGCAAUUCUAACAAUGGACGAGCAGGAGGAUCUGCCGAAGGACAUGUUGGAGCAGCUCUUGAAAUUUGUCCCUGAAAAAAGUGACAUUGACCUUCUGGAGGAGCAUAAGCAUGAACUGGAUCGGAUGGCCAAGGCUGACAGGUUCCUUUUUGAGAUGAGCCGAAUUAAUCAUUAUCAGCAAAGAUUGCAGUCGCUGUAUUUCAAAAAGAAGUUUGCAGAGCGGGUGGCAGAAGUUAAACCCAAAGUGGAAGCGAUUCGUUCUGGCUCAGAAGAGGUGUUUAGGAGCAGUGCCCUGAAGCAGUUGCUAGAAGUUGUUUUGGCAUUUGGAAAUUACAUGAAUAAAGGCCAACGAGGCAAUGCAUAUGGAUUCAAGAUAUCCAGCCUAAACAAGAUUGCUGACACAAAAUCCAGUAUUGACAAGAACAUUACGCUUUUGCACUAUCUCAUAACUAUUGUGGAAAAUAAAUACCCAAAGGUUCUCAAUAUAAAUGAAGAACUGCGGGACAUUCCUCAAGCAGCAAAAGUAAACAUGACUGAGCUGGACAAAGAAAUAAGCACCCUGAGAAGUGGCCUGAAGGCAGUAGAGACGGAGCUGGAAUAUCAGAAGUCUCAGCCCCCACAGCCUGGAGAUAAGUUUGUGUCUGUCGUCAGCCAGUUCAUCACGGUAGCCAGCUUCAGCUUCUCUGAUGUUGAAGAUCUUCUGGCAGAAGCCAAAGACCUGUUUACUAAAGCAGUGAAACACUUUGGGGAAGAAGCUGGCAAAAUACAGCCAGAUGAGUUCUUCGGCAUUUUUGAUCAGUUUCUUCAGGCUGUGUCCGACGCCAAACAAGAGAACGAAAAUAUGAGGAGGAGGAAGGAGGAGGAAGAGCGCCGAGCUCGCAUGGAAGCACAGCUCAAAGAACAGCGUGAAAGGGAACGUAAAACGAGGAAAGCUAAAGAGAACAGCGAGGAAGGCGGAGAGUUCGAUGACCUCGUUUCAGCUUUACGCUCAGGAGAAGUGUUUGACAAAGACCUUUCUAAGCUGAAACGGAAUCGCAAGCGCAUUACCAACCAGGUGACGGACAGCAGCCGAGAGAGACCAGUUACAAAACUUAAUUUCUGAUUUUCCUUGAAUACUUUUUUAGAAAACUCAUUAGCAGCCCGUUGAAGUGACUAGACCUUUUCAUUACACUGCCUUGCAAAUUCGAACAGUGGCAAUUUCUUCUCUCAUCUGUGAGUGAAUGUGUGAAUGUGUGUAUGUAAAUGUAUGUGUAUAUGUAUAUUCAAAAAUGUAUAUAGAAGUCGGGUGUUGUCUGGAGACCUAUCUGUUUGGUUUUUAAAAGCCCGUGUUGAUGUUUGUGCUCAGAAAGCCUUUCUGUAUGCGUUCCUGUUGAGUGUGGCUCAUUUUCUUCCCCGGAACACCACGACUGUUCAGAAGCACAAUACGAUCUCCUGGAAGGGAUGACAGACAUUCCCUAGAGUACAAAGAAAAACAAAAGAGAAAAAAGAAAGCUUGAGAAAUAUUUUAUGGUUUCUGAGCUUGUUAUACUUUGAAAUUAUUUUCAUCGGUGAAACUGGGGUUGGAAAAAUAGAGAUUUAAAAUGGUUUUUGAGAGCCGACCGUGUGAUGCUGGUGCAUCGCGCCAGGAACUGACCAGACCAGCUUAGAAUCCCCGACCUUGGUGCGGGGCGCAGUCUGGAGACACUCGUGGAGGACAUCGUGCACUCAAUCUGAAUUAUGUAGAAUGUCAAUCAGAAAUUUCUUAUAUAUUUAAAACUUGGACAUCAGUUUUCUUUUCUAAUAUCAUCGAGUUCUCUGCCAGGCAUCUUGAUGAUUUGUUUGCAUUGCUUUCGAAAAGAACACAAUCUAAAUGUUCUCUAUACCCUCAUGAAGCAAUGAGAUUGCCAGAAUGUGCUUGUUGUUCUAACAACACAGAUAUAUCAACUUUAAAAAUAAAAUUCCCCACCCAAGACCUAAAAGGAGGACUUCUCUGAAGGGAUCAAAGUUAUUUUUAAAAACUUUUAUGGGGUGCCUUCCUUUUUUUUUGGUGUUAUCUAUUUUCUGUUUUUUAGGACAAGCUGCAUCUUCUGUAAAUAGGUCUGGCCUCAAUGCACAGAAUAUCAACACCACCAACAGAUGCCCAGGCCUGUUUAUCUCUGAAUAUGUCUGAAGUGCUUUCCUGUUAUAUGUUGUCAUUUUAAAUUGUGUGUCAGUAAAGCUACCUGUAAAACUUCAGUCCAAAAGAUAAAGCUCUCAGGGAGAAAUGAAUAAAAACAAUGAACAUUAGAAAAUAAAAUAUAGAUGCUUACCAUUAACCUACCAACUCUUAAUAUCCUUAAAUUAUAUGAUAUAUAAAAAGGACUGUUACCUUUUUUGUUUUUUGGCUUUGCUUUAUUUAUUUGUAGUCGGGGAGGGGGACUAAGGUUCUCUCUUUUCUUUCCAACAAUCCUGUUAGUGGUUGGGUUUCCUGUGGAAAGAGUAGUUUGUCCUGUUGCACUAGAACCUUAUUUACUCACUAAAUUGAGGUUUCCAGUCAAUUAACAAAUAUUUAUUAAACGCCUACUAUGUGGCAGGCAUAGUAGGGCUACAAUGGUAAGCAAGACAGAGCCCCUGCCCCCAAGGAGUUCACAUUCCAAUGGGGAUAUUAGGGGUGAAUAGAAUACCAAUGUGUGCGCUGUACAUGAAUCGUGCUAUUUAAAAAUAAUUUGUAUAAACUGUAAUGCUUAGCACAGAUGGCAAGGUCUCUGUGCUACGUGAAAGCUGUGAAAUAGUGCUCUAAGGUGUCCGGAGCUGUACUUUUACAUUUUCCCCCUCAUCGCAAACUUAGUGACUUUCUACAUAUUAUAUGAAAGUCAAUGGCUCUAGCAAAUGAAACAGUCGUAAGUACCCAGCAGAAGUUGCGCUCCCCCAGCCCGUGGAUACCAAGGUCUGCAAGUUAAAGGCACAGACGGAGACUUUGCUCAGAGAAGCCUUGGAGAGGAGGAGCGGGAUAUGCUGAUGGAGUUGUCUAUUCCUUAACUAAAGUGCCUCUAUGUAUAUUCUUUUCUCUUUAUAGCAGGAGAAAUUUGGUCUGGCUCAAUUUUGGAACUGUACCUUGAAACUGGCUUUGGUUUACAGUGUAAGGAGUAGACAGCAGAGGGAGAGUCAUGUAGAGGAACAAGCUUGUGUGUUACGCCCCUGUGCCCUUCCUGAUCGUCCUCAUUUCGAUGCGGCCAUCCUGGUAGCCUCCUUCGCCAUUUCCAUGUUUGGUUUCUUUCCCCAAAAGCUAUGGGCAGGUAAUUCCAUGUGCCAUUGUUGGGAAAAAAAAUCUACUUUUUUAGAUUGGUGCUGGUGUAAGUAGCCACUUUUCUCUCUUGGGUGUGUAUUUUUAAAGUUUUGUUUGUUUGUUUGUUUGUUUUAAAUUAAUGCCAAAAAGUAAAAACAUUAUAAUUUGCAAACUUAAUUAUAUGUCUUGUAUCUUAUUAGCUUUAGUAGUUUGAACCACUUAGUCUUUAGGUGCAAGACUGUUGUUAUAGUACCAAGAAAAAAUGUUGUAUGUGUUAUGAAACUGUACAUUUUUUUAAAUAGCAAUAUGCAAUAAAGAGAUGAAUUCAUUGGG
This is a messenger RNA of Artibeus jamaicensis (Jamaican fruit-eating bat), 5981 nucleotides long. It is a transcript of the gene DAAM1, whose product is annotated as dishevelled associated activator of morphogenesis 1. The record is from RefSeq and is a predicted model, not a curated record. The transcript has 26 exons. Gene Ontology annotation, cellular component: stress fiber. Gene Ontology annotation, biological process: actin cytoskeleton organization. NCBI's taxonomy places the organism in Eukaryota, Metazoa, Chordata, Mammalia, Chiroptera, Phyllostomidae. The coding region runs from base 216 to 3506 and encodes 1096 amino acids. Gene Ontology annotation, molecular function: small GTPase binding; actin binding.